UCUACUUCCGCUACCCAACGCCAUAGCUUUCGACUGGUGUUAAAAACUCUGAUAACCGCUGUUCUGGUCAAGAAGGCCAAAUAGCGAAAGUCAUGUUGCGACUGCCAUCCGUUGGGCGGGCUCUCGCCUCAGCUGCCAAGAGCAGCAUGGCACUCAACACUGUUCCAGUGCGUGCUGCCAGCAACAUGGUGGAAGUGUUUGUUGACGGGAAAUCCCUGGAGGUGGAGACUGGAACAACAGUGCUGCAGGCCUGUGAGAAAGCAGGAAUCCAGAUCCCCAGGUUCUGUUACCAUGAGCGUCUCUCAGUGGCGGGAAACUGUCGUAUGUGUCUGGUAGAGAUCGAGAAAGUUGUAAAGCCGGUAGCAGCCUGUGCUAUGCCCGUCAUGAAGGGCUGGAACAUCCUCACCAACUCAGAAAAGACACGCAAAGCCAGAGAGGGAGUGAUGGAGUUCCUGUUGGCAAACCACCCACUGGAUUGUCCUAUUUGUGAUCAAGGAGGAGAGUGUGACCUACAGGAUCAGUCCAUGCAGUUUGGUUCAGACCGCAGUCGUUUCACAGAAGGGAAGCGAGCGGUGGAGGACAAGAACAUCGGGCCGCUCAUCAAAACCAUCAUGACCCGCUGCAUCCAGUGCACACGCUGCGUCCGCUUUGCCAGCGAGAUCGCGGGUGUUGAAGACCUGGGAACAACAGGAAGAGGAAACAACCUGCAGAUCGGGACGUACGUGGAGAAGAUGUUCAUGUCCGAGCUUUCAGGCAACGUCAUCGACAUCUGUCCUGUCGGAGCGCUCACCUCCAAACCCUACGCUUUCACCUCUCGACCCUGGGAGACCAGGAAAACGGAGUCGAUCGACGUGCUGGAUGCUGUUGGCAGUAACAUCCUGGUGAGCACAAGAGGCGGGGAGGUGAUGAGGGUGAUGCCCAGGCUGAACGAAGACAUCAACGAAGAAUGGAUCUCUGACAAGACCAGGUUUGCAUAUGAUGGUCUGAAGAGGCAGAGGUUGACCCAGCCAAUGGUGAAGGACGAUGCAGGUCAGCUGACCCCGACCACCUGGGAGGACGCUCUCACUCGUGUUGCUGGAGCACUUCAGAGCGUGCAGGGCAAUGAGGUAGCAGCGAUCGCAGGAGGGAUGGCUGACGCUGAAACUCUGGUCUCUCUCAAAGACCUGCUCAACAGACUGGACUCGGAGAACCUCUGCACUGAGGAAGUCUUCCCGAUGUCUGGGGCCGGCACUGACCUUCGCUCUAACUACCUGCUGAACUCUCGUAUCACCGGCAUCGAGGAGUGUGACCUGCUGCUGCUCGUAGGAACCAACCCUCGCUACGAAGCCCCGCUGUUCAACGCCCGCAUCCGCAAGAGUUGGCUCCAUAACGAGCUGCGUGUCGCCAUGGUCGGUCACAAUGUUGAUCUGAGCUUCACAUACGAUCAUCUGGGAGAGGAGACUUCAGUCCUGAAGGAGCUGGCUAACGGGACACACCCCUUCUGCGAGGUCCUCUCUGCUGCUAAGCGUCCGGUCGUGGUCGUGGGCAGCAGCGCUCUGCAGAGGGCAGACGGAGCCGCUAUUUUGGGCGUCGUCUCUUCCAUCGCUCAGAACGCAAGAACCAGCAGUGGAGUGGAGGAGGGGUGGAAAGUCCUCAACAUCCUGCACAGAGUUGCCUCUCAGGUGGCAGCGUUGGACCUCGGCUACAAGGCGGGGGUUGACGCCAUCAGAGCGAAUCCUCCCAAAGUGCUGUUCCUGCUGGGAGCCGACGCCGGCUGCAUCACCAGAGCCGACCUGCCCAAAGACAGCCUCAUCAUCUACCAGGGUCAUCAUGGUGACGUAGGAGCACCGAUGGCAGACAUCGUCCUCCCCGGCGCUGCAUACACAGAGAAAAACGCCACGUAUGUGAACACUGAGGGGCGGAGCCAGCACACCCGGCUGGCCGUCAGCGCACCGGGGAUGGCGAGAGAGGACUGGAAGAUCAUCAGAGCCGUGUCUGAGCUGGCCGGUGUGGCACUGCCCUACGACUCUGUGGAGGAGGUCCGCUCCAGACUGGCCGGUGUGGCGCUGCCCUACGACUCUGUGGAGGAGGUCCGCUCCAGACUCGCCGAGGUCUCUCCCAACCUGGUCCGUUAUGAUGAUGUCGAGGAGGCAAACUACUUCAAACAGGCUAAUGAACUCGCCCAGACCCCGUUCCGUCGGUCGGGUCUGGAUUAUCAUAAACAUACCUCUUGGACGUUUCUCGGAGAUUAUCUGCAAAAGAACUGGCGAUUUCGUUGCUCUUAUAAAACCCCCAUGGACGACAGACAAAACCCGGCGCCACGCAGCCAAACCCGAGGGCGACACAUAGACGACCAGACCUGCACCGACGAGACUGAACAUCGGAGAGACCGAAAGACUAUCCUCUAUGUUCGACGAGGAGGUCACUCUGGGCGGACAGGCAGCAUCUUCUCCUCCGGACGCCCUCGCCUGACGUUGUGUUUGGAACCUAAAAGAAACAAAACCAGAGUUUAUCUGACCCCUCCUCCCACGACAUCUAACCUCUGA
Messenger RNA from Notothenia coriiceps (black rockcod), 2525 nucleotides. RefSeq names its product NADH-ubiquinone oxidoreductase 75 kDa subunit, mitochondrial-like. The record is from RefSeq and is a predicted model, not a curated record. Bases 93 to 2525 code for a protein of 810 amino acids. Gene Ontology annotation, cellular component: membrane. The transcript is spliced from 20 exons. Gene Ontology annotation, molecular function: NADH dehydrogenase (ubiquinone) activity; iron-sulfur cluster binding. NCBI's taxonomy places the organism in Eukaryota, Metazoa, Chordata, Actinopteri, Perciformes, Nototheniidae. Gene Ontology annotation, biological process: ATP synthesis coupled electron transport.